GAAGAUCCAUCCUGGGAGUAUGUGCCAGACACGGCUGUGCAGCAACCCGAAACCAAGGAAAAGAAAAGAACAGGUGAACGCCGUCAUUGCAAAUGGUGUGCCAAGUACAAACCAGACAGAUGUCAUCAUUGCCGCGUGUGUAAGACCUGCAUCCUGAAGAUGGAUCAUCAUUGCCCGUGGAUCUACAACUGUGUUGGAUUCAGGAAUCAUAAAUUCUUCUUCCUGUUGUUGCUCUACUCAGCGUCAGCAUGCAAUUUCAUUACAAUCACAAUGAUACCGACUGUGGAGAGCGCAGUGCAGCAGAAUUCUGCCUUUGCCCAGAUGUUUUUGGUUCUGUUCGCGGAGACGCUCUCCGCUUUUUUGGGUAUCCUGAUUACAUUUUUCUUCUUCUUCCAUAUAUGGCUGACUUUUCAGGCCAUGACUACGAUUGAGUUCUGCGAAAAGAACACAAAAAAUCAGAGCUAUGGCAGCUCUGUACAUGACCGCGGCAUCAAUGGCAACAUUAGAGCUGUUCUUGGAGACUGGAUUCUCCUCUGGCUGCUGCCAGUGUCGCCUCCCUCGGGCAACGGCACAAACUUUAAUGCAUCUCGGCCACAGUUGUAG
Durusdinium trenchii is the source of this 603-nucleotide messenger RNA. The record is from the annotation of a GenBank genome assembly. Lineage: Eukaryota; Dinophyceae; Suessiales; Symbiodiniaceae.